UUUUUUCAUAUUCUCUUCCGUUUAGCUAAGAGGAGAGCUAUAUAUAUAUAUAUAUAUAAACUCUCCACCAUGAUGCUUACCAGAGCAUUAGUGUCGUUUGCCUUCAUGGCAAUUGCUUCAAUGGCUUCCGUUGACAAACAAACGUAUGUGAUUCACAUGGACCAGGCAAAGUUAAUGGAGAAGACAAAGAUUACAGCCUUGGAUAAUCAAGCUCCAUAUCAACGUAUCAAAAAUUGGUAUGAAACGAUUCUUGAUUCCAUUUCUGAAGUCUCAAAACAAGGAGAAGACGACAAGGAUCAUGAACUAUCGAACCCUCAACUUCUCUACGUCUACCAGACCGCCAUAUCUGGUUUUGCAGCAAAGCUCUCAACAAGACAACUCGCAGCAUUAAAGAAAGUUGAUGGUUUUCUCUCUGCAUUUCCCGACGAAAUGUUAUCCCUCCACACCACUCAUUCUCCUCAGUUCCUCGGCCUAGAACUCAGCACAGGCUUAUGGGCAAGACAGAGUAUGGGCUCCGACGUGAUCAUCGGAGUUGCAGACACCGGAAUUUGGCCGGAACAUGUUAGUUUCCAAGACACCGGAUUGUCUCCGAUCCCGGCGAGAUGGAAAGGCACGUGUCAGACCGGUACCAACUUCUCCCCGUCGAAUUGUAAUCACAAACUCAUCGGCGCAAAAGCUUAUUUCCAAGGCUACGAGUCUGUCGCCGGGAGUAUAAAUGAGAAAAGUGAUUAUCGUUCUCCUCGAGAUGCUCAAGGCCAUGGAACUCAUACAGCGUCGACUGCAGCUGGGAAUCUUGUAUCAGCGGCUAGCUUUUAUGGUUUGGCUAAUGGGUCUGCAGCUGGAAUGAGGUUUUCUUCUAGAAUUGCUGUUUAUAAAGUGUGUUGGGAAUUUGGGUGUGCGAGUUCUGACAUACUUGCCGCCAUUGAUGAAGCUAUUGUUGAUGGAGUUGACGUGUUGUCUCUUUCCUUAGGAGGGUCCUCAAAGCCUUAUGACUCAGACCCAAUUGCCAUUGCUGCUUUCAGAGCGACCCAGAAGGGUAUUUUUGUUUCAUGUUCUGCUGGUAACUCAGGCCCCGAAAAAUCAAGCGUGAGUAAUAUUGCACCAUGGAUUAUGACAGUGGCUGCAAGCUACACAGACAGAAGCUUCCCAACGAUUGUAAAACUCGGUAAUGGAGAAACGUUAGAAGGUUCUUCUUUAUAUACUGGAAAGUCAAAAUCAACAAGAGAAUUAGCACUUGUGUUUAAUAAAACUGCUGGGUUUGAUGACACUGAAACUCCCUUCUGCUUUCCUGGCUCUCUGAAUAAGAAACUUGCGAGAAGAAAAAUGGUGGUUUGUCUUCGAGGAGGAAAUGGUAGAACCCAGAAAGGAGAGCAAGUGAGAUUAGCAGGUGGAGCCGGAAUGUUAUUAGUAAACACAGAAAAUCAAGGGGAAGAACUUUUUGCAGAUCCCCAUAUUUUACCAGCUACAUCUUUAGGAGCUUCAGCAGGUGAAACAAUUAGAAACUACUUGAAAUCUGCUAAGAACCCAACAGCUUCCAUUACUUUUAAAGGAACUAGCUUUAACAAUCCUGCACCAAUGGUGACUGCUUUUUCAUCAAGAGGUCCUAGUUCUGACGGACCAGAUGUGAUUAAACCAGAUGUUACUGCACCAGGCAUGAACAUCUUAGCAGCUUGGCCACCAAAAACCAGUCCAUCUUUACUCAAAACUGAUAAACGAAGUGUUUUAUUCAAUAUAAUUUCAGGCACUUCCAUGUCUUGUCCUCAUGUAAGUGGUCUAGCUGCUCUACUCAAAUCAAUUCAUCCAAACUGGUCUCCUGCUGCAAUCAAAUCAGCUCUCAUGACAACAGCUUAUACACUCAACAACAAGAACUUACCAAUUGCAGACAUUAGCUUGACCAGCUCUGAUUCAGCCGCCACACCUUUUGCUCUCGGGUCGGGUCAUGUUGACCCGGAAAAAGCAUCUGAUCCAGGCCUGAUUUAUGAUAUCACCCCACAAGAUUAUCUAAUCUAUUUGUGUAGCCUUCAUUACAAUUCCACACAAAUAGGAAAUAUGUUAGGAUACUCCACUUCUUUCACUUGUCCUAAACCUGCUUCAAAUCUCCACCCUGGUGAUCUAAAUUACCCUUCUUUUGCAGUAAAUUUCCAACUGGGUGCUUCAAAUUCUACCAUCACCUUCAAAAGGACUCUCACAAAUGUUGGUGGGGCGCCGAGUGUUUAUAAAGUUCAAGUGAAUUCACCCAGUGGGGUAAUGGUGAAAGUAGAGCCUAAUAUUUUGAGGUUUAACAAGUUGGGUGAUGAAAUGAGUUACAGGGUCACAUUUACUGGGUUGGGUAAAAAGGCAGGGUCGGUAAAUCCAUCUUUUGGAGAUUUGAUCUGGGCGUUUGGGAAAUAUAGUGUUAGAAGUCCCAUAGCAGUAACUUGGCAGUAACUCUCUUUAGUCCUUAUAGAAAAAUAAUGUAAUUGUAUCAAAAUUCAAGAAGAAAACAAGGAAUCCUAACUUGAUGAUUCACUUGAAUCUUCAUUUA
Carica papaya (papaya) is the source of this 2524-nucleotide messenger RNA. It is a transcript of the gene SBTI1.1, whose product is annotated as subtilase family protein. The record is from RefSeq and is a predicted model, not a curated record. Gene Ontology annotation, biological process: proteolysis. Gene Ontology annotation, molecular function: serine-type endopeptidase activity. Lineage: Eukaryota; Viridiplantae; Streptophyta; Magnoliopsida; Brassicales; Caricaceae.